GAUAAUGUCACAAUGUCAAUGCAGCCGUGAUUUUUUAAAAUUAACCUUCAAAUGUCAGGAGAUGCAUAGAUUUUGUGGAAUUUAAGCGUCGUUACGGCGCUGUGCUAAGAAUGGACGGCAGCUUCGAUGAUGACGAACCUUUUAUAUUCCGACUCAAUGAUAGUGGAUCGGGACCCGGCUUGCUGGUCAAGGUAUGUGCCGAGCGUGGUUGGCGUAUGUACCCAGGUUACCACUCAGGUCUGGAGGAGAGGUGGAACCUGUGGUGGAAGACCAGCGCCUUCCCUGCAGCUAGCUACAAGACCUUGGGAGACUGGCAGUUCAUGAACCACAUUCCGAAAGGUGGAUCGAUAUGCAGAAAAGACAAUCUGUCACGUCUCCUACGAUGUAUGAAGAGGAUUUACGGAGCUGUAUACGAUUUCAGUCCACCAUGCUACCACCUACCCCUGGAGUACGCGAAGCUGGUCUCCGAAUGUUCUCGAUUGCGCCGCGACGAGAAUGGGGCGGGAGCGAACGUCGUGUGGAUACACAAGCCCGUCGCCCAGAGCCAGGGGAGAGGAAUAUUUUUGUUCAGAAGCCUCUGCGAGAUGAACUGCGGCACAUCGGCCGUGGUGCAGCGAUACAUCGAGCGGCCGCUGCUGAUCGCCGGCUACAAGUUCGACCUACGUCUGUAUGUGUGCGUGCCGGGGUAUCGGCCACUCACUGCCUACAUGUAUGCUGAGGGACUCGCGAGAUUCGGCACAGACAAGUACACCCUAUCGGACAUCCACAACCCGUACCGCCACCUGACGAACUCCUCCCUCAACAAGAGCGGCCCGAGAUACGCUGAAUGUAAGGACCGAAUCGGUAGUGGGUGCAAAUGGACACUGACGCAAGUUCGGAAGGCGUUGAUUGGUCGGUGGGGUGCGGCUGAAUGGGUGGUGUGGCAACGUAUUCGGGCUCUGGUGACACUGACGCUGCUGGCCCAAGCUGCUGGUACUCCACCGGCGAGGAACUGCUUCGAGUUCUACGGAUUUGAUGUCCUGCUUGAUGAUUGUUUGAAGCCUUGGCUGUUGGAGGUGAAUCUAUCUCCAGCACUGGCAUCUGACUGCGAGGCAGACGUGAUGGUGAAGCAGCCGAUGUUGCACGAGCUCUUCGAUCUGCUGGGACUGCCCAUGAAACAUACAGGACUGGCCAAGCUGAAGGCGCCUCCGCCACCAACGCCAACUAUCAAUAGUUGCAGUUCUGAAGAGGAAGGCGGUGGCGGGCGCGGACGCUCGAAGUCGGCGGCUCGUCGCGGGUCGCGCGUGCGUCGGCGGCGCGCGAUGGCGCUGCACUGCGUCACGCUGUCCGCGCCCGGCGCGCAGACCACUGCGCUCGCGCCGACAACGCCCAACGCCGCAGGAACAGCCAGCGACAAGGAAAAAGAGCCUGCUGAAAAAACAGAAAAGGAGACAACAGAAAGAGCCAAGGAGUUUCACAGUGGACGAUACAAAACAGAUUCGAGCGAGGCUGAUGCCCAGUCAACAUCGAACGUGCCCGUAACGCCGGCGGAGAGCGUGGACGAGUCGUGGCGCGGCGGGUACUCCACGGCCGCGUCUCGGCGCCGCGUCAUGUCGGCGUGCCAGUGGGGGAACGGCGUCUGUUGGAACAGGGCGAUAGGCCGCGUGGGACAUUGGGUCAGGAUAUACCCGCACUCACUGCCGAAAGAUGACGAGUUGCCAGUAGAAGAUGUCCGCGACAGCGUGGCCCAAGUAUCGAAGUUCUUGCGGGCCGCUCGCGAGGUGAACCGGGAGUUCGGCAAGGACAACUCGGGGCCCCGAGACGCGGCCCGGGACGCCGUCUUCGAGGAGGCACUCCGAAAGAAGCUAGACUUCGGGCCCCACUUCCAAGUGUGGUUGCCCCCCUUUUAAUGUGUUCAUAUUUUAAGCCAUAACUUAUGUGUAAGGCAAAUUCCUUAGAUAGUACAAUAAAUGCUUACUAAGUAUACAUUA
This is a messenger RNA of Helicoverpa armigera (cotton bollworm), 1970 nucleotides long. Its product is annotated as probable tubulin polyglutamylase TTLL2. NCBI's taxonomy places the organism in Eukaryota, Metazoa, Arthropoda, Insecta, Lepidoptera, Noctuidae. The coding region runs from base 111 to 1889 and encodes 592 amino acids. Gene Ontology annotation, biological process: protein polyglutamylation; microtubule cytoskeleton organization. Gene Ontology annotation, molecular function: tubulin-glutamic acid ligase activity; tubulin binding. The transcript has 13 exons. Gene Ontology annotation, cellular component: cilium. The record is from RefSeq and is a predicted model, not a curated record.